AUGAAUGCGAAUAACACUACCGAUGGUGUCGAAAUUCAGCGAAAUUUCAGUGUCCGCAAAACAUUUCUUUGCGGGAUUAAUAUGGGUGCGAUUGCUUAUAGUCUAUCUUUCUCAAGUGUACCCAUCGUCUUCACAAUAACUGCAAUCAUCUUUGGUAAAACAUCGGAAAUAACUAUAAUAGCGACGGCUCUUUCCCAAUUGGCGGCUGGAUAUUUGCAUACUAAUGCCUCACGAGUAGGCAUGGCUUGUAGUGUAAAAUUAUUUGGUGGCAUUUUUAUGGCGAAGCCUGAAAUGAUAAACAGACGUACAUCUAAUGAAGAUAGAAAAGCAGCUUUAAAACGUUUUUUCUGCCAGGAACUACCCAAUGCGAUUGUUUUAAACGUUAUGUGGCAGACGUUUACUAUUAAUUAUUUACUUCAGAGUCUUUUCAUAUUGUGGUAUAUUGAAAGAUUUGCUUUGCAUACAACACAACAUAGCAACGAUUAUCAAAUAACUGAUGCUUUCCCAAUUAGAACAAGUGAAAAUCAAAUCAUUCUGAUUCAUGGAGUUACACGUUUUGUGGCUGGUUGUAUCGCUGGAAUGAGUACAGGAGUGAUCAACCAGUUCUGGCAACGAUAUAAAUACAAUUUGCCACAACCCGGUGCCAUAUUCAUGACAAAUAAAAGCACAUUGAAAAUAAAUUGCGAAGUGAGCAAGAAAAUAUUAACGCCCUGUAAUGUUGAAAAUUGGAUAAAGCUCUCGACAAUGAUUUUGAGCGCUCUAUUCACUAUUAUGAGCUCUAUACCAAAUAAUAUUGGCUUUUAUCAAUUAAGUACACUUGAAAAGCGACUUAUUACUGAUAUAAUGGUAAUUCAAGGGGGAUGGUUUUUUAUUCGAGACUUUGCAAUGAUUAUUCUAAUGCCUAAACAACCACCUGAGAUAGUGACGACGAUGGUGAAUAUUUCUUCGCCUGCUGCUAUUGAAAUGCGAAGUAUGGCUGCAGAAGACUCUGCUCUUCUCACAAGACCCGUUGACCAAAAUGAUGAGCAAGAAACAGUCAACUUGUAA
This is a messenger RNA of Rotaria socialis, 1047 nucleotides long. NCBI's taxonomy places the organism in Eukaryota, Metazoa, Rotifera, Eurotatoria, Philodinida, Philodinidae. The record is from the annotation of a GenBank genome assembly.